AUGGCUCGCCAUGCGGAGCUUACCCGCGAUGAGCGUCUGAAAUGCCGUCUAUUACGAGAUGAAGGCUAUACCUAUCCAUCUAUUGCCUCCCGAAUAGGCUGUUCCGAACGCCAAGCUCGGUAUGCCUGCGAUACGACACAAAUCACGCCUCAGAAGAGGAAAAAGACUGGCCGACGCCCAAAGCUUACCCCUAAGCGCCUUAAUGAGGUAAUCUCCUGGAUUUAG
Messenger RNA from Penicillium maclennaniae, 225 nucleotides. RefSeq lists its product as uncharacterized. The record is from RefSeq and is a predicted model, not a curated record. Lineage: Eukaryota; Fungi; Ascomycota; Eurotiomycetes; Eurotiales; Aspergillaceae. The coding region runs from base 1 to 225 and encodes 74 amino acids. The transcript has a single exon.